AUGUCUUCAACUGCUACACAGUCCACAGCCGUGCUUCGCUCUCGCCUCAAGGAGCUCAUCAACGCAUACCUCCGCCACCGACCAUUGAUACAACGGGCUCUCACCGCAAGUUUUGUCAUAUACUGCCUUCUAUCUACUUAUAGAUCUUUGACGGGUAAAGGCGCUAAGGGUAGCGGUAGAGAAAGAAGUGGGGGAAGGCGGGGCAAAGGAGGCAAGAGUGUGACGGGCUCCAUCAACGAUCCGAAAUUCCAUGUGCGCCUAAAGAGGCUCAUGAGGGUCGUCAUACCCAGUCUCAAGACCAGGGAAGCUGCCAUGCUGGCCCUGCAUUCGGCCUUUCUCGUAGGACGUACAGGUCUCAGUCUAUAUGUGGCCGAGCUCGACGGUCGUAUCGUAUCCUCUUUGGUCACUGCCAACCCCACACUGUUCCUGAUGAACAUCACCAGGUGGCUCCUGAUAGCCAUCCCUGCAACGUAUACCAACUCUAUGCUCGAGUACCUCCAGUCUGAACUUGGACUUGCUUACCGCACGCGCCUCACCAAACAUGCUCUCAAUGCGUAUCUGGAUCCUCCCGAAUUUCGGAUAGAAGGCGAUGUGAGCGGCGAACAGCUGUUUUACAAACUCGCCAACUUGGAUGAUAGAAUCAAGAACGCCGACCAAUACUUGGCUGUAGAUAUACAGUUGUUCAGCGAUAAGCUUGCAGAAAUAUACUCGAACAUCGCGAAACCCGUUUUAGAUGUCAUACUAUACAACUAUCAACUAUCGAAGAAUGUAGGAGCAGAGGGCCUUGUGGUUUUGACUAUCCUUGUACAGGCUAGCGCUGGACUUUUGAGAGCCAUCACUCCCCCGUUUGGAGCAUAUGCUGCCCAUGAAGCCAAACUCGAAGGCGAACUACGCUUUACCCACUCUCGCCUCCUUGAGUCUGCCGAGGAAGUUGCUCUCUACCACGGCGAAGAGUUUGAAAAGAACAUUAUCGAGCGCGGCUACUUUGCGCUGGUAAAGCACAUCAACCGGGUGUUGCGGAUCAGGGUUGGACAUGGGAUGGCAGAGGAAGGGGUCAUCAAGUGGCUUUGGGGCAGCUUGGGACUGGGGAUCUGUGCGAUACCAGUCUUUGGACGAGAGUUCCUGGGAAUGAAGGGAGGAGAUCUAGCUAGCCGGGCGGAGGGCUUUGUGACCAAUCGCCGACUUCUGCUUUCCUCCAGCGACGCCUUCGGACGAGUUAUGUACAGCUACAAGGAACUGGCAGAGCUGGCAGGCUACACUUCUCGGGUAUCCGACCUCUUCGAAGCGAUGGAUGACGUGAAGAAGGGCAACUACCAAAAAAGGCUUGUCAGUGGUGCUAGCGUGGAAGAUAAUGCCAAGAUGCUUCAAGGCCGAGGCAACAUUAUCGAGUCGGAGGAGAUCAGAUUCGAUAAAGUGCCGCUGAUAAGCCCCAACGGUGACGUCUUGGUCAAGUCCAUGAGCUUCAACGUGGAAAUCGGAAAGCACCUGCUGGUGAUUGGCCCCAAUGGAUGUGGCAAAAGUAGUCUUUUCAGGAUCCUUGGUGGACUAUGGCCUGUCUACGGCGGGACUGUUUAUAAACCUCCUGCAUCUCAAUUUACAUACAUCCCUCAGCGCCCUUACCUCACCUCCGGCACCCUCCGCGACCAGAUCAUCUAUCCCCACUCCCACUCUGACAUGCUUGCCAGAGGCACUUCCGACGAGAACCUGAUCAAGAUCCUGGAGGUGGUGGAGAUGGGUUCGGUUGUGGAGCGAGAAGGAGGAUGGGGAGUGGUCAGGGAAUGGAGAGAUGCGCUGAGUGGGGGAGACAAGCAGAGAAUCGCCAUGGCGAGGCUGUACUACCACAAGCCGAAGUACGCUAUAUUGGAUGAGUGUACCAGUGCUGUGACGUUGGAGAUGGAGAGGAUAAUGUACGACCAUGCUACUGCCCUCGGUAUUACUCUCAUGACGGUAUCACAUCGCCCCUCGCUCUGGAAGUAUCACUCGAUGGUCCUCCAAUAUGAUGGUCAAGGCGGGUAUAUUUUUACCGAGCUCGAUGCGGAGAAGAGGUUGAAGCUGCAGGAGGAAAAGCAGGAGCUGGAACAUAAAUUGCUCGGGGUGCCAAAGUUGAAGGAGAGGUUGGAGGAGCUGAAAGUGAUCAAGGCGGAGAGGGAGAAGGGUCAGAAGUGA
Molecule: messenger RNA, 2166 nt
Organism: Cryptococcus wingfieldii CBS 7118
Lineage: Eukaryota; Fungi; Basidiomycota; Tremellomycetes; Tremellales; Cryptococcaceae
Product: ATP-binding cassette, subfamily D (ALD), peroxisomal long-chain fatty acid import protein
Exons: 13
Coding region: 1-2166 (721 amino acids)
Biological process (GO): long-chain fatty acid import into peroxisome; peroxisome organization; very long-chain fatty acid catabolic process
Cellular component (GO): peroxisomal membrane
Molecular function (GO): ABC-type transporter activity; ATP binding; long-chain fatty acid transmembrane transporter activity
Source: RefSeq, a predicted model, not a curated record